Drosophila ananassae is the source of this 3054-nucleotide messenger RNA. RefSeq lists its product as uncharacterized. Bases 451 to 2730 code for a protein of 759 amino acids. Gene Ontology annotation, molecular function: nucleic acid binding; zinc ion binding. Gene Ontology annotation, cellular component: nucleus. The transcript is spliced from 2 exons. The record is from RefSeq and is a predicted model, not a curated record. NCBI's taxonomy places the organism in Eukaryota, Metazoa, Arthropoda, Insecta, Diptera, Drosophilidae.
AAAAUAGGCCAGUCAGACAUUGAGUUUUGUUAUGUAGUUUUCGACUGGUGGAGAAACCUUUCACACAUUUUAAACACCAAUUCCCAACAAAUUCAAAUGUUUUGCCAACAUUUCGUAUUAGAAUAGUAGCACAAAAAAGUAAGAAGCGGUCGAGGAAUUUCGCGCGGGCUCAAGUGUGUGGAAACCCCUUCUGAAUUCAACGACCCGAGUUCUCUAUUUUCUAUGUAAAGCGACGAGCUAAAGAAGCAAAAAAAGCCAGAGUAAAAUACCUUAUUGGAAAUCUUUAAAUAAGAAAACCGAAGGCGGACAGAACGCAGAAUUGCAAGCCAGAUGCGCUGACCAAAAGGACCAGGCCAAUACCAGUCCCAGACCACACAAAAAAAAAAAAGAAAUCAGCCAGCUGUUAGCCAAAGUCCCAGAGAACAGAACCAGACCCGGUGAUACUGGGCCAUGUGGACGCGCAAGUACAAGCCGCGGCCUCCGCGUCGUUUGCCCUUAGUCCACGAGCAGAUCGUGAUGCAGUGCGCCCGAAACAUAGUCCGGGUGGCGGCAGCCCUGCCGCAACCACAGCCUCGAUGUCCGUCCGGCCAUAUACCCGUCCUGGUGGAGCUCCGCCGCACCGACGAUGCAGCAAUCUACCGCUACCAAGUGAACUUACCGCCCAGCGGGUGGCCUCAGGAUGACCCCACUGAGGCGGGAUCAGACGAACAUUUGCCGAUGGUGGUGCAUGCCGGAGGCUCAUUCGGAACGCUGGGCAUCAAGGCUCCAGAGCGCCCACCUUGCCCCAUGCACGGACAUUCGGUGCCGGAUGCCGCCACUGCCAUCGAGUGCUGGUCUCCGCCGAGUCCCGGCGGGAGCUCUGACUCUAGCACUUUGCCCCCCAUGGUGUUCAGACAGAGCUCGAUGCAUGUCAUUAACGGAUUGAGUGAUCCGCCCGUCAUCGAGGAUAUUUCAACCUUUUGCGAGCCAGCCGUGUCCGGAGAGGCAGCAGAUCCGAUACGGGCACACUUCAUGGCCACCCUCUACCAGCAGGAACGCAGUCCGCUGUACUACUCCGAGAUUUGGCUCCAAGAGGGUUCGCAUCCGCCCAGAUUUCAGAUCACGCCACCGGCGACCAACACUCGCCAAGUGAUGCCGCCCCCGGACAACGGCAGUGACAAUGUUGGCUCAUGCAGGGAGUCGCGGCCCAUCAACGGAUUCCGGCGGGCGGUGAGGGCGACGAUGAAAGAGGAUCGCAAGAUCGCCGAGCUCUGCUUGGACAGCAACGGGGAGUAUGUGAAGAACGAGUUACUCCAGAGGCCGAUCAACGGCUUUGCGCCAUUCCCAAUAACGGCCGCCGGGUUCCCCAAAUUACCCCUGAACGGGAUCAACGGCUUUAGGGGCGAGAUCUUUGGCUACGGCUAUGUGAGCGACGAGCACGCUGGUGGCGCAAUCAUAAAAAACGGCUUCAUGACCGGGGAACCAAUAGCGGCUUAUUCAGAUCAGGACAAGGUUAUGUGGUUGCGCAGCCAGGGCGGCCAGUUGGGACAGGAACAGGAACAGGAAACAGCCUCCUGCCAGGCAAUGAUGGUCCCCCUCUCGGUCCAAGGUCAAGGCCAAUUUCAAGACUCCACCUCCAUUCAUUUCGAGGGAUCUGUGGAUUCCUUGGAAAAACCACCCCUGGCCAGUGUAACAGAUCUGGGAGUAACCUCGACGGAGCCCAGCGCCCACUACCCAAUGGAGUUGCAGACGCUGUUCCGCUGGAACUAUUGCAGCUUGUGCCACACGGCUAUGCGGACAGUACGCAACGCAGUGGAUCACUACUCGUCGCGAGCACACGACCGGCGGGUCAGCUCCUGGCUAGUGCGCCAGUGCGUCGCCCAGACGAACAUAUCCGGCUUGAGCGUGGGUGUGGGCGUGGGGCCAAGCGGUGGCAUUGGCUUUGGACUGGGCGUGACCUCUGGCAUUGGACCGGGAGGCGGAGGAGGGAGCAUAAGUGUUAGCGGUGUUGGGAAUGGUGCCACCGCCGAGGUGUUGCGCUAUCUGCGCACGACACGCCCGGCAGACUUCUACUGCGACCUGUGCGACCUGAAGCUGACGUCCGUAAUGCACGCCCAGCAGCACUUCUUCGGUAGGCGCCACCGCAUGGUGGCCCGAAAUCAGACGAAGCCCAACGGCGAGGGCUACUACGACAUGGAGGGGCGGUGGGUGCGCACCGACGCCAAGUGGUUGAUGUGCGAACUCUGCGACGUGAGCAUCACUUCAGAGUCCCAGAUGGCUAUGCACAUGGCGGGGGCACGACACCGGCGGCGGGUGCAUACGCACUACGCGGGUAGCGGUGGGGGCGGUGGCCUGACCAUGGCCGGAAUGGACUUUGGAAGUGGUUAUGCAGGGGGCACUAGUGCAGGUUCUGCUGGAGUUACCACAUUUAACGGUAGCCACAUGUAUCGAGUUAAUGCCAACGGGACACUGGUACCCCUCAACCCGCACGAGGUUCCUGUAUUCAUUAAUCAGGCCCCAACAUCCCCGGUGAAGACCUCUGCAACGCCCACUCUGAAGCCCACCACCAUAUCGGUGCCCAAUCUGUGCCACCUCCCGCCACGCCCUCUGAACGACCAGAACGCCGCCUACUACUGUGAGGCGUGCAACGUAACGCUGAACCAUCUGAAGUCGGUGAAGCAGCACGAGGACGGGCGGUUGCACCGACGGAACUUGCAGCGAAUGCCCGGAAAAGCGAUAAUUCUGGAGUGACCCAUGGCCCUUUGGGAAAUAUGGGGAAGAUAUUCAGAGGUCGACGGAUGCAAUGGAGCAACGUGCAGCCACGAGCGGGAAGACAAGAAUGGAGCCAGGAGCGGAUGGUUCCAUAGGGGGACAGAUCUCACUCCGGAAUGGAAGUCCAGUGUCCCCUGGGCCAGCCUGCGCAAACGCCUUAUCCCCGUCACAACUGAUUGGCCACGUUGCUAUGCUGUGUUGUGUUUGCACUUUAUUUUUGAUCUAUAUCCCUAUUUUUUUUAUAUGUUUUCUAGCAGUAAAUGAAAUAAAUACCUAAAAAAUCUCAUGAAAAUAAAGGAACUA